This is a messenger RNA of Knipowitschia caucasica, 2463 nucleotides long. Lineage: Eukaryota; Metazoa; Chordata; Actinopteri; Gobiiformes; Gobiidae. The record is from the annotation of a GenBank genome assembly.
AUGGCGCACGGGCUUCUGGGUGUCGUGCGUGUGUUGGUGAUUGCGGAGUGUCUUUGGAGUAACGUCGGGGCCACUUCACUUCAGGAGGAGAGUAAACCGCGUCCGAGACCAGACGUGGUUUCUGUGAACAUGAUGAAAGUGUAUGAGAGGUACAGCAAGGACCCGCUCAGCCACAGCCAACGGGACGGCAACACGGUGAGGAGCUACCGAGCCGUGCCAGUAACGGAUCAAGGCAAAGAAUUCUUCCAGUUCAAUCUCUCCUCCAUCCCGGACUCGGAGCUCAUUCUCCAAGCCUCUUUCCACUUCCUCCACAAGCGGCAGCUCCAGCAGCAGCGGACGUGGCGUUUGAGAAGGCCGCGACACACAUCCGAACCCUCUCCUCUGCUGCUAUAUCCCAGAAUCCUCUUCCAUGGAUCGUCCUCCGUCUCAGAUUUCGCUACCCCACUGGGAAACAUAAGUCUUGGCUCAUUUAAAAAGGGAUCUUGGCAAAGCAGAGACAUCACUGCGGUGUUGAAGCAUGCUAAGGGUAUAGGGAAGCUUGUAAUAUCUGCAGAUUUUGAGACGGGACCCGCGGAAACCAAACCCCAAGAGCGUUUUUCUUCGAGUAACGCCCCCUUCGUGUUGGUGUAUGCGGACGACAAGGCCAUCGACGAACCAAACAGCGUCGCUCUGUCGCUUCAGAGAUACAACCCAGUCUCUGUUAGCGACGACUCCGCAGCUUCCUCCAGGAUUAGAAGAGAGCUCAACCUCCACAACCUCCACAUCCAAACUAACGACAUCCCAGAAGUCCAGUUGAAAAGUUAUAAAACCCAUGAACUGUGGCACAACACGUAUUUCCCCACUAAAUCCAACACGGAGGUCAAACCCAGUAAAAAGGCAGGGCAGGAGAACAGCGAGAGUCUGAGCAGGCCCGAGGUUCUGAGCUUUGACGAAAGGACGAUGAAGAAGGCCCGGCGGCGGCAGUGGAGCGAGCCCCGGGUCUGCUCCAGGCGGUACCUAAAGGUGGACUUUGCAGAUAUCGGAUGGAGCGAGUGGGUCUUGGCUCCAAAGUCUUUCGAUGCGUACUACUGCGCUGGCACCUGCGGAUUCCCCAUUCCUAAGGUUGUGCGUCCGUCCAAUCACGCCACCAUCCAGAGCAUUGUCCGGGCCGUGGGGAUCAUCCCUGGCGUCCCGGAGCCGUGCUGUGUCCCAGAGAAAAUGAGUCCUCUGAGCGUCCUCUUCCUGGACCCAAACCUAGACCUGGUUCUCAAAGUCUACCCGGGCAUGUCAGUGGAUACCUGCGCCUGUAGCCUCGUGGUUUCUGGAGGUUCCUGUAAGCCUUUCAGUGCUGAUGUCCAGACAGGAGACAGCAGUGGGCUCUCGCAGCUGACCCAAGCGGACGACACUAAAAACAGGAUGGCGAACCUUCUGGGGACCAUGAAAGAGGACUUUCUGAGGAAACUCAACCUGUCGGACGCCCCUCAAGAGCAAAGCAAGAUCAAUCCCCCUCAGUUCAUGAUGGAGCUCUACAACAAGUACGUCUCAGAUGGAGCAGUCAUCCCCCAGUCUGACGUGAUCCGGAGCUUCACAGUUCAAGAUAUAACACUGCGAGAGACGGACGGCACCAAAACCAAACAACAGCUGAAGUUCAACAUCACCAUCCCCAGCUACGAGAGGAUAACAGCAGCAGAACUUCAGCUUUUCUUUCAACCACACUCGAGCUUAAAUGAAGGUUGCUACGGCACGGUAAAGGUCUACGCCAUGGACUCCACACAGCUGCUGGUCGGUAAGGACGUGUCUUUUACGCAAAGCAAGUGGGAAACAUUUGACGUCACUGCAUCCGUACAGAAGUGGAUCUAUUCAAACAGCGAGGUCUCUGGGUUUGACGUUGUGUUGGACUCCAAGGGUUGCACAGGUCCGGACAGAACCAUAGACGCAGACAGGUGUUACAACAUGAGCGUGUCUGUUAGCGAUAGCAACUCUGCAGCUUUGAUAGUCUUCUCCGACGAUCUUGGAAGCAGAAGAAGAGAAGCGAAGAAGGAACUAAAAGAGAUGAUCGUUCAUGAGGAAGAAAGCAUCCUGCACUCAGAGCUCUCGAUACAAGACGAGUUCCCCAACCAAACUCUCGAGCCUCAGCAUCCAAGAAGGAGAAAGCGAAAGGCCGAGAGGGAGUACUGUCGUCGCACCUCGCUCAAAGUCAACUUUAAAGAGAUCGGAUGGGACAGUUGGAUCGUGGCGCCUCCAGAAUACGAUGCGUUUGAGUGUCGAGGUUUGUGUUACCAUCCUCUGACAGACGAGUCCUCCCCAUCCAAGCAUGCACUCAUCCAAACUAUAAUGAACAUCAAAAAUCCCAAAAAGGCCAACAUGGCGUGCUGUGUUCCGAUCAAACUGGACCCAAUCACAGUUAUGUAUCAGGAGAACGGGCGCCUCACCAUCAGGUAUCUGUACGAGGAGAUGAAGGUGGCAGAGUGUGGCUGCAGAUAG